Molecule: messenger RNA, 2680 nt
Organism: Chelmon rostratus (copperband butterflyfish)
Lineage: Eukaryota; Metazoa; Chordata; Actinopteri; Chaetodontiformes; Chaetodontidae
Exons: 6
Coding region: 57-1085 (342 amino acids)
Source: RefSeq, a predicted model, not a curated record
AUGCGAGCCGCCUCACGGGAGAGCCUGAACGGUGUGUGCCUGUCGCCGCCGUCGCCAUGGGAGGAAGGCUGCAGUGUCUCUUCUUGCUCGUGUUCGUCAUUUUCAAAGAGGUGUCUGGCUUGAAGAUUCAGAACAAGCUGCUGGGUAAAUGUCUGCAGGUGCAGGAAGGAACUUUGGGAGGCAGAGUGUCUCUGGCUGAUUGCAGCGCAUACUCGGCCUUACAGGAAUGGCGCUGGCUCCCAGAGAGCCAAGCUCUCAGCAGUCGCCAGACUGGUGAGUGUCUGACUGCGCCAAGAGAGGAGUAUGAAGGUGUCCACCUGCAGCCCUGCAUCUUUCGGGCUGAAAGCGACAAGACUGGGGCCGAAGUGGAAGUGGUGGAUAUGAGCAGAGAGGCAAGCAGGCAGACAUGGUCCUGUUCCAAGAAAGGCCACCUCACUUUGAUUGGUAGGGGGCUGCACCUUAGUGCCACACAAGAAUCCACUUUGGUCUUUCUUUCAAGAGAACAUAAGCAGCAGGGCAGCAGGUGGCGGACACUCGACAACCAGACAUUAUGCAGUGGGAGAGACAACAAACAUAACCAACACCGACCUCUUCAGCAUCUGGGGAAAUCAAUGGAAGCUGGGAUUUUUCCAAGUGCCAUCUCUGAUUUACACGGACAGGCUAAACCACAUGAAGGCAUAAUGGGCGUUGAGGUCACAGAAUCAUAUCCUAUAGUAAAUGAGCCUGUUUCAUCCCUGAGCACCAAACCGCCAGCAGAUCCCACCAUGGUUUUCUUCAGUAUGGACUAUGGGAUGGGCUGGAAGAUAACCAUGCUGGUACUAAGCUCUUUGGCUCUGGUCCUGGGGACUGUGAUUCUUAUCCUCAAUGUUUACUCUAAUAGUGUCAGAAGGAAGAAGGUGGUGUGUGUUCUGAAGUCAUACACUCCGAGGCCAGAGGUGAGCGUUCCUGGGUCCCCGGUGCCCAGUGAAAGAGCCCCGCUGACCAAGCACGCCAUGCACCUCCCCCACUCCUCCCCCACUUUACAACGAGGAGAAAUCCUGAUUGAGUGGAAGGACGGCACUGUUACUCCGCUGUACGAGGCCUGAAGGUUGCGCCGCUCGUGCAGGGCUGGUCGUGGGUGUGUUUGUGCAAGCGCGCAUGGUUUCGUGUGCAAGGUUAUGCAUGUUAUGGUCUGAAUGUGUCUGAAGGGGACUCUGUGGUGAAGGGAAAAGUAAACAAAAGGCUUUCUGUUUCAGACUGUUCAUCUAAAUGAUGCUAAGCAAACUGUUGAUGAUGUACUCUAGACUAUUUCAUAAAAUGGAAAGUUCAUGCACCCGGAUCAGCCAUUUCUGCCACAGAAAGAUAAAAGCUGUUGUGAAGCUGCCAGAAUAGUGCAAGCUUUUGAAAAUGGAGUCCUGACUUAUGAUGUGGGAGAUUUGAGAGAUUGCUUGUUGGAUGAAAGGACUGUAAAAUUAAUGUUUAAGCAUUCAGACAUUUUUUGUUGACUUACCGUAAGUACCAUUUCAAGGCUCAACAAAGAAACAAAUACCUUAACUGUUGUUUGCCUUGGCCUAAACUGAAGCUUCUACCUUGAUGUGGAGUCAGCUCAGGUGUCCCUUUACAUAUUAGCUUAAAUUUGAAGAAUCUAAAAGGCCUACAAGAAAUUUUGGGUACAGUAAUGAUCUGGCAUUGACCUUGUUCCUAACAUGCAAAGACACGCCUUGGCUCCUAAGAGUCCCACCCUUAAUAUUAGGAUUAAUAGCCUAUUUUAGGAAAAAAUAAUUUCCAUUGUGUCGCAACUUUGUUAUGUUGCAACAAAGCUUGUAUAAAUUGGUUCAGUAUUAUUUAGCUCAUGCUCUAUAUUGUGGCUUAAGAUAGUUAAGGCGUUUCAUAAGAAAAUCUUAACCUAGUUUAUGUAAGACGUGUUAAUAGUCCGACAGAGUAUGUCACAGUACUGUUGAUUUUGUAAAGCACUUUCCAUUGGUACUGACACUACAUAAACAUUUUCUCCUUUAAACUGUUAAUAGAGUGUGCUUGUAACUUUUAACUUGAAGUUCAACCUCCACUUUGGAAGCAGCAGUUGAUAAAGCAAUCUCCACCUAAGCACUGCUUUUUUCUGCAGCUUUCAACCUUAUUGCACAGCCCUCAACUGCAGAUACAGUUAGCUCAGUUGCCAUGGGACCAGAGAUGUUUAAACUUUCCAUCAUUCUGAUCACUUUUGUGACUCCUCAUCCUUCAAUGUUCAGUGUGAAGACUGUAUGAUGUGACUGAAAGCUCCAGAAGCAGCUUGAGUGGGGUUUUUGCAGCUAUCAUUGACCUUUUGCAUUUUUUUUAGUGGCAACCUGGUACACCACCAAUUUGUGGUACAAGUAGUAGUUUUGUAACUAAACAAAAGCUGUUUUAUACUGUAAACUAGCUAAUAAAAUGUCUUAUAUAUAUAUGAAUGUACAACUGAUUUGUCCUGUUUUUGCAACUCCAUAGUGACAUGAUGUGUCGUGUUAAGUGUAAUGUUCUGUUCAGUGUUUAUUGUACAUCAGCAAUCCCUUUCCCAUAGUUUAUUAUCCUGAGCGAGGAGGGAAAGGAAAUGGUUGCUGACAAAAGCAGCAUUUAUGGUUACUUCAGACACUUUGUUGGGAUAGAGUAAUCACAGAUAUGUUAAGCUGGUGAUGAUGGUGAUGACAAGGGUUUCAGAGAACAUGGC